UUGAGUAGUGCAGUUGUCAAGUUAGCUGUUUCUAUCAGAGUUAGUUAGCGUUUGUGUGUCGUACUCUGGUUUAAUCGCUUCACCGUUUGUUGAAAAGUACUCCACUCUACAUUAUGGCUGGUAUUAGUUAGGCUAAGAAUGUACAUUUUCCGUUCGGGUUGCUAACAUCAGCUGACAGAGCAGGCUUUCCAGAGCUUUUCGUAAGAGUUGUAUGUAAGUGUUAGCUGUGCAGUUCACUGACCCUCGGCUACAUGGCGACUUAGCAACACUGUUUCACAUCUCCAAAGGCCGGAGAAGCGUCAUCAUUUUGCGGGUUUGUGUUUUUUUAAGCAAACAUGUCUCAGCUUGCUGACUCUGACGAAAACACCCCGUUGCUCAGGGAUGAUGCAAGCAGUGAUGACUCCCAAGAUGAAGAUUACAAGACUCGGUGGAGGUCUAUCCGAGUCAUGUACUUCACCAUGUUUCUCAGCAGUGUAGGUUUCACUAUUGUCAUCACAUCCCUGUGGCCCUAUUUGCAAAAGGUUGAUUGUGGUGCCAACGCCAGCUUUUUGGGAUGGGUGGUGGCAGCCUACAGUCUGGGCCAGAUGUUGGCUUCACCCAUUUUUGGCCUUUGGUCCAACCACCGGCCGCGCAGGGAGCCAUUGGUGUGUUCCAUCCUCAUCAACCUGUCGGCCAACAUCUACUACGCCUACGCAUACCUGCCCGCAAGCAGUAACAAGUUCCACAUCCUGGUGUCCAGAGCCUUCGUGGGCUUUGGAGCAGGAAAUGUUGCAGUGGUGAGGUCCUAUGUGGCUGGAGCUACAUCACUGAAGGAGAGGACCAAUGCUAUGGCAAACAUGAGUGCCUGUCAGGCCCUGGGCUUCAUCCUGGGACCAGCUCUGCAGGCUGGCCUUUCAUUCAUCGGAGAGAAUGGAGUCACAGUAAAGGUGAUAGACCUACAGCUCAACAUGUACACAGCUCCGGCUUUACUGGCUGCACUGUUUGGCGUCAUCAACAUCCUGCUGGUUAUUUUAGUGCUGAGAGAACACCGUGUUGAUGACCAUGGAAGAUGCAUUCGAGCCAUCAACUAUUCAUCAGAAGAUCAAGAUGACAUUAGUGAAGAAAGUGAAGAGAGCAUUGACCAAGUAGCCGUGCUGACUUCCAACAUCCUCUUCUUCAUCGUCAUGUUCAUCUUUGCCGUCUUUGAGACAAUUGCCACCCCUUUGUCCAUGGACAUGUUCGCUUGGACAAGGAAAGAAGCUGUGUUAUACAACGGCAUCAUCAUCUGCGGUAUUGGAUUUGAAUCCAUAUUGGUGUUUCUAGUUGUAAAAGUGGCAUCACAAAGGUUCGGGGAUCGCCCUGUGUUGCUAGCAGGCUUGGCCAUUAUAUUCUGUGGUUUCUUUAUUCUGCUUCCAUGGGGGAAUCAUUACCCUAAAAUCCAGUGGGCAGACCUCAAAAACAACUCCUUGUUGAGUCGGAUCUCUGAAGCCGUGGUAGCCUCGAACAGCUCUGUGGAGCCGACUGGCUGCCCGUAUGAACAGACAUGGUGCCAGUAUACUCCUGCCAUCCAUCUGGCCCAGUACAUCUCAUCUGACAUCCUCAUCGGGGUUGGAUACCCAGCAUGCAACGUGAUGUCUUACACACUGUAUUCCAAAAUCCUGGGACCCAAACCUCAGGGCGUGUACAUGGGCUGGUUGACAGCCUCUGGCAGCGGGGCGCGGACAUUGGGCCCAGUCUUUGUUUCUCAGGUCUACACCAUCCUGGGACCCCGCUGGGCCUUCAGCCUCAUCUGUGUCAUGGUGGUGGGAGCCAUCGUCCUCCUCAGCAGUGUUUACCAAAGACUCAUUGCUUUUUCCGUGCGACAUGGAAGGACUGUAGAGUAACAAGUGAAGGUUCCCACUGGAGAUUCUUAAAGGUUAUUCAGGUUAUAAUGAAGGCUCUUUGUUGCUUUUGCUUACGUUAAAAUGUGGCAACUGAGAGUUUGUGACUCAGGGUUGACCUUUGAACUCGAAGAGAUAAGGCCAGGUUAUUUCUCAUGACUUAACCAAAGAUGGCUGCUACGCAAGUUCAAAGGGAGCGAGAUGUGCAGCUGAGGUUUCACUCAGUUGUUGUGAAAGAAGCCAUGUGAUGCCUUUUCAUAAUCAUGUGUGGCAUCGCCUUGUGUGAGGUGGGUCCAUGAUAUCAGCCAUUUUUGUAGUUUUAAAUCGAUGAGUUACUGAACGCACAAGUUUUAUGUAAUUGCAUCGUUGGUCUUAAAGGCAAAUUCAUUUUAACAUUUUUAAUACCCAGAAAACUUCAGCAAAGCCUUUGUAAGACCAGAAGAGGUUCUCAGAAUGUCUUUGCAUUCAAUUUUAAUAUUAAAUUGUGAAGUGUGCGGUCAUAGAGACUUUGCAUAGGAAGAAACAUAACCUAAUCAAGGGUUCUUAAAAAAAUAAAUGCUAUUGUUUGAUAUUUUGCUUUUAACAACAUGAAAUGUGCUAUCUACUGAAUUAUGCUUGAUUUAUUGGAUGUGGCAUUCCCUAUACUUUAUGUACUGACUAAACACCUUCAAAAUUGUAUUUUGCUGUUUUAAAUGGAGAAAAUGGUUUUACUGUGCAAUAAUUGUUGUCGUGCAAGAAAUGUAGAGAGAACCAAACAUCACACAGGGGUUUGAAUGAAAAAUUGCCAGUGAAGUGUUUCCACAUUUAACUAUUCUCCUCUAAAGGAAUAUGUGAAUGAUAUUUUCCUAUUUCCGUUAGUGGCUCCACAGUGGUUGUUUAUAAACUAAAAGUUGUUGUCCAACUGAAAUCAUUCACAAAGUGAUGUGUGAUGAAUGUGUGGGUGCUUAUGAUUUACUGAGUGACGCAUUAAAGGAUUCGUAUGAUUUUAAA
Centropristis striata (black sea bass) is the source of this 2849-nucleotide messenger RNA. It is a transcript of the gene mfsd8, whose product is annotated as major facilitator superfamily domain containing 8. The record is from RefSeq and is a predicted model, not a curated record. Gene Ontology annotation, molecular function: transmembrane transporter activity. The coding region runs from base 336 to 1862 and encodes 508 amino acids. Gene Ontology annotation, cellular component: lysosomal membrane. NCBI's taxonomy places the organism in Eukaryota, Metazoa, Chordata, Actinopteri, Perciformes, Serranidae. The transcript is spliced from 12 exons. Gene Ontology annotation, biological process: transmembrane transport.